AAACUCAUCUCUGCAUCAUCCCGAGCCCAUCCAGAGGGAAGAAAGUACAAAGAGCUUGUGUUUCCCACCCAUGGCAGAGAUUACAACCUACAUCUCAAUCUCGUAAACUGAUGGCAUUCCAGGCCGCUCGGUGAUCAUACUACGACGGACGAUGAGGAGAGAGAGGAGCGUAUAACACCUCUGCUUGGCAGCGAGUGGUGGCGUGCUGUAACCUGACUCUUCACGCCGCAGAAACAAGAUAAAAUCCUCAUCAGCAGCAGGUGUCUCGUGUCAUCGGCUCUUCCCUCCCUCGCAGAUUGUGCCUCCACUAUUCCUGCUCCGCAGGUGAUGGUGGGGAAGCGAGACGUGUGCCUGCUGCCAUUUAGAAAUCAUAGACCCCUGUAAGUGUGGGUUAAUUUAUUGGAUGUAGCAGUAGGAUACAGAGAAAAGAUUGAAACAUUCAUGUGAUGUCACAGGAACAUGGUGUUGGUCAUCUAGAUACACGAUCUGUGAUCAGCUGCUGAGUCGUGGUGCAUACACUAUAGCUUCUGACUUUCACUGCAUGUUUAUGGGAAGCUUGAGGAGGAAAUAUCCAGCAUUCUCUAAAUGUCGUGUCGUUGGAUGUGCCAGAUUUGAUGACAGAUUGAGACAGCGCGAAACCAAACAACAUUGAAUCAUUCCACACCUCAACGUGAGAAUGAGAGAACGGGGGUGAAAGUAAAACAAGAAACUCUGCAAACAAAGCCUGUUUUCUCUCCAUCCCUCGCUGGUCUGAGAAUCUCCACGAGACGUUCAGCAACGCGUUCCAUUCUCCUCUCUCGUUCAGAUGCAAGCGAUGAAACGCUCUGUCAACGCUGGCUGCUGAGUUGUGUGCACUGGACUGACCACCGCGCCAAAAUUCAGCAUGGAAUUACCACAAUCUCCAGUCCGGCCAUUUCUUUAGAGAUCAGAGUUUGCUGAUAAUACGAUUGACCAACGGCAAACAUGGAGGCGAUGGAAAUGAUGGAGAUGAUGAUGAUGGUAGGAUCGGGAAGAAAGAGGUGGAAAAGAUGGAAGAGAUCUUGGUUUGUUCUUCGAGUCGUAGCCAUCUGUUUGAUGUUGCUUGUAGGUGAUGUCGUAGCGACCAUUGUCAACACACCUGAGCCUAUAGAAGAUUUCUCAGCCAAACUCGUCAACGGCCAUGUUGCUAAUGCUGGUCUCCUGGUCAUCUUCUAUCAAGGUUCCUGGGGUACAGUCUGCAACAACACCUGGACGAUCACCGAAGCUCACAUCGUCUGCAGGCAAAUGGGCUACCCAGGUGCAGCACUGGCUUCACAUUCAGAACUUGUCACUCCGCUGGACAAGGAUACCUAUCCAAUCCUUUAUGAGAACUUUCAUUGUAGAGACAAUAGCACCCACCUCUCCAAUUGCCAAUUUGAAGAGUACUCCAUUGAACGUGGUUGUCAGAGCGUGCAGUUACUGUGUCAGCUUCCGCAGCCGACAGACCCUCCUCUCUACUCAUUACGGCUGCUCGGGGGUGAGAGACCAAGCGAGGGCAGACUUGAGGUCUUCGUCCAUGGCAUCUGGGGCACGGUUUGCGAGGAUCGCUUCUCCAAGACGGCCGCCUACGUGGCCUGCCGCCAGCUGGGCUACCCCUUCGCGUUGACCUUCGUGCCCUCAUCGUCGUUUGGCUCCGGAUCAGGUCCAAUAGUUCUUGAUGAUGUUCGUUGCACUGGGGAUGAAAGGAGGUUGUGGGAUUGCUACCACCGCAGUGCCUGGACGCAUAACUGCAAUAAGAAGACAGAGGUCAUUGGUGUCCGCUGCAGCCAAGAGCCCUCCAUGCGAGCGGGUCAAGGCGUGAGAUUGGUACCGACCAAAGUAGGUCUAGUGGAAAUAUUCUACGAGGGCAUCUGGUGGAACAUUUGUGCUGAUCUGCAGUGGGACAAACGUGAUGCCCUGGUGGCCUGUAGGCAACGUGGCUUCCUGUCUGGGUUGCCACGGCGACAGCCCUUCUGCCCAUGGAGCAAGAUGAACUGUCAUUCCAAAUUUGGUGAAUUCAAGUGCAAAGGAACUGAGACCUCACUGGAAGAGUGUGAUUUCUCAACGGAAGAUUUCAAUAGUCCAUGGACGUGCCAGUAUGGAUUCGCUGCUGCAGAAUGCUCUAACGAUGAACCGGACGAGGAUUGGUUUGCUGAUCGAAGCAAUUUAACAGACAUACAUUUGGAUAACUCAACACUCAUACCAAUUAUAAAGAAGAAAAAAUUUGCAGAGGCUGAUGUAAGGUUAGCAGGGUCGGAGGAUGAUCAUCAAGGUCGGGUUGAGAUCUACCAUGAUAACGACUGGUAUACUAUCUGUGACGAUCUGUGGGAUAUUAAAGAUGCUCGGGUGGUAUGUCGUCAGCUAGGAUUUCCCGAUGCCCUGCGAGCCCUGACCCAAGCAACCACCUUCGGUCCUGGUCUGGUCAACAUCCUCCUGGACAACGUGGACUGCAAGGGAGAUGAGGCCAACCUCCUGGAGUGUGAUCAUAAUGAACUCCACAUCCAUGACUGCAUCCAUAACGAGGAUGCAGCCGUCAUCUGCAAGUCUGAGGGUACCGGUCUCAUCACAGCCGCGUCUGGCUCCGCAAGUCAUCUGCCACCUGGUGCAAUCAUCGCAAUAUCCAUGAUCUCAGCGUUUUCUUUCAUCAUCAUUGGUGGCGCCCUACUCCACUAUGCCUGUAAAUCCUGCGACCGCCGCAUCGAGGAAACCUCUUCCCCUCGAGCGCGUCCCACCCCGAUGGUCGUCAUGAUGGUGCACUCAGCCUCGCGCUCUGGCCGAUCCAGCAACGGCUUCCCGCACAACACCCGGCGUUACGACGCCCUCCCUUUUACCAUCUGCUCCAGGACUUCUAUAGGGAGCAGCACCACAAGUCCGGUCUCGAGCCCUGUCUCGCAGAAUGGAACUAUUUGUGAAGAGCUUGAGGCUCUGAGCGGGGGACCGCCCUCUUACGAAAUUGUCUUGCGACACCCAGAUGCCUUUGCCCAGAUGCUCCAAAGCGCGGAAAAUAUAGUGCCCCCGCCCCCCUCAUAUAACAGGUGCAUCUCGCAACAAUGACGUAAGGUACUCAUCUGGUCAAUCAUUAUCAUCGUUCUCGCUUUAGUCACCUUGCCUUGGAUACCACUUGUAGGCGGAUGAUGACAAGCUUUUUUCAUUCCUUUUUUUGUGUAUCUUUAUAGAUUGACAUAUUUUGAUCCAGUUGUUAUAUUUGUGCUGCAAGGAGAUGGAGAACUGUAUCUUCUUCUUUUUUAAAGCUGGUAUGGUAAUUGAAAAUUUAAGCUGAAAACUCAUUCUACCACCAUCCCUACCUCGUCCCAGUAAUGAAUGAUAUGUCAAAAUGCAUAGUUUAUAUGGGUGUGGGUUUUAAGGAGAACACUAAUGAAGCAUCUAUUGCACUUUGUCAAACAGCUGCAAAGGUUGAAAAAGUUGCCUUCGUAUGAAAUCACUCAGACAUAGAAUGCCAACGCCAAUGUUAGAGCAGAGUCAUUAAAACCAGACAGCUUUUACAACCUUUGGUAGCUGCAGUUCUUGUCGGCUGUUGGGUGCUGCAAGUUUGCUUUCACCUGAAGACUUGUGCACUGCUUACGAUGUAAGACUUCUUGACUAGUUCAGACAUUAAUUACAUGACCACAGGACCUGGAGCUUGACCUCCAGUUUGGGGACUGCACAAUCAAAGAUCUGCAGCAUUUUUUUAAUUAACUGGAGUGAGAUUUUUGUAAAUCAAACUGUUAAAAUACAAACAUGAAAUAAAUUGAAUAAAUAAAACAAUAUUUUAUGGCAAUUUAGCUAUUUACUAGGGUUUCACAAACACUGCCAUGAUUUGAAAUUUGUAUAGCUUUAAUGUACAAGACAAGGAUCUUGGAUGUUAGAAUAUACUGGUAAUUAUGCAUCAAAGCUCUUAAUGCUCUCACUAAUCUACCUUGACAUGAAAUGAUAAACUACGGUAUCAUAAGUACUUAAGACUAUUCCUAUUUUGUAUGUACUUUCUACAUUUCUCCCUAUUGAAUCUACUUUUAUCAUGGAAUUUGUCUUUAGUAAGGGAUGUUUUUCUUUCACUUUUUAUCUCCUAUUUUUAUUGACCAGAUGAGUGGAAAGAGAAUAUACUACUAUACAAAAUUAUUAACAUUUUCAAAACUGUUUUAU
Strongylocentrotus purpuratus (purple sea urchin) is the source of this 4137-nucleotide messenger RNA. RefSeq names its product deleted in malignant brain tumors 1 protein. The coding region runs from base 964 to 3051 and encodes 695 amino acids. Lineage: Eukaryota; Metazoa; Echinodermata; Echinoidea; Camarodonta; Strongylocentrotidae. The transcript is spliced from 7 exons. The record is from RefSeq and is a predicted model, not a curated record. Gene Ontology annotation, cellular component: membrane.